Molecule: messenger RNA, 399 nt
Organism: Zalophus californianus (California sea lion)
Lineage: Eukaryota; Metazoa; Chordata; Mammalia; Carnivora; Otariidae
Product: signal recognition particle 14 kDa protein
Exons: 1
Coding region: 27-359 (110 amino acids)
Biological process (GO): SRP-dependent cotranslational protein targeting to membrane
Cellular component (GO): signal recognition particle, endoplasmic reticulum targeting
Molecular function (GO): endoplasmic reticulum signal sequence receptor activity; 7S RNA binding
Source: RefSeq, a predicted model, not a curated record
GACGCAGGGGAGCUAGCGGCGCCGGGAUGGUGCUGCUGGAGAGUGAGCAGUUCCUGACGGAGCUGACCAGACUCUUCCAGAAGUGCCGGUUGUCGGGCAGCGUGUUCAUCACCCUGAAGAAGUAUGAUGGCCGAACUAAACCCAUUCCAAGGAAAGGUUCUGUAGAGGGCUUUGAGCCCUCAGACAACAAGUGUCUGUUAAGAGCUACUGAUGGGAAAAAGAAGAUCAGCACUGUGGUGAGCUCCAAAGAAGUGAACAAGUUUCAGAUGGCUUACUCAAACCUAUUGAGAGCUAACAUGGAUGGGCUGAAGAAGAGGGACAAAAAGAGCAAGAGUAAGAAGAGCAAAGCAGCGCAGUGAAGGGCACCGGAGAUACACGUAGUUGCUUUGGUGCUUCCUA